AUGGCAAUUCUAAGAUCAGUAGUUGUAGCAGUUUUAAGCGUUGCAGUGCUGCUAAUUUCGCCGUCUUCUGCAGCAUCAUCAGCUGUGACAUAUGUGUUCGGGGACUCGCUGACAGAAGUGGGAAACAACAACUUUCUGCAAUCCCUCGCAAAAUCAAACUUCCCUUUCUAUGGAAUUGACUAUAAGGGAGGAGUGGCUACUGGGAGAUUCACCAAUGGAAGGACUAUUGGUGACAUAAUAUCUGAAAAGCUUGGGAUUCCAUCGCCCCCGCCAUACUUAUCGUUGGGGCCGAACGACGAGGCACAUUUGAAGGGAGUGAACUAUGCAUCUGGUGGAGCUGGGAUACUCAAUGAUACUGGACUUUAUUUUAUUCAGAGAUUGACAUUCGACGAUCAGAUAAAGUACUUCGAGAAAACUAAGGAAGUGAUCAAGGCAAAACUGGGAAAUGAGUCUGCAGAAAAGCAUUGCAAUGAAGCACUUUACUUCAUAGGACUUGGCAGCAACGACUAUGUAAACAACUUCUUGCAGCCGUUUCUAGCAGACGGGCAGCAAUACAGUCACGACGAGUUUGUGGAGCUUUUGAUGACAACCUUAGACCAACAGCUCACUAGGCUUCAUGAACUUGGAGCGAGGAAAAUAAUAUUCCAUGGUUUGGGGCCGCUGGGGUGCAUUCCAUCCCAGAGGGUGAAAUCAAAGAACAGAGAGUGUUUGAAGCAAGUGAAUCUGUGGGUUCAGCACUUCAACUCCAGAGUUGAAGGUCUUUUGGGCGAUCUGAAUAAGCGUCUCCCACAUGCACAAAUGAUGUUUGCAGACACUUAUAAAGACGUGUUGGAUCUAAUCGAGAACCCCUCCACCUAUGGGUUUAAGAUAUCGAAUACGUCGUGUUGCAAUGUGGACACGAGUGUGGGAGGGCUAUGUCUGCCGAACUCAAGGCUGUGCAAGAAUAGAACAGAAUAUGUGUUCUGGGAUGCGUUUCAUCCUUCAGAUGCUGCAAACGCCGUGCUGGCGGCCAAGAUAUUUGCCUCCCUUCACAGUGGUGACGCCAAUGCUCCUUCCCCGGCCGCAGCUCCGGCGCCGGCGCCUUCUGCUCGCCACCGUCGACUGCUUAAGGUUACAUGACCGGUGGGUGGAAUAAGUGUUCAGGAAUAUAAUAAUGUAAACUCAAAGAAACAAGGGAGGUGUGAUUUUUGCAUUUAAUUUGUUAAAGGAAGGAAACUUAGAUGGAUUUAUCUGUUUUUCUUCUCGAUACAUACGAUGAUGUUUACCUGAUUAUGAAUGUGAUUUCUAUUGACCUAAA
Ipomoea triloba (trilobed morning glory) is the source of this 1297-nucleotide messenger RNA. RefSeq names its product GDSL esterase/lipase At5g37690-like. The coding region runs from base 1 to 1119 and encodes 372 amino acids. The record is from RefSeq and is a predicted model, not a curated record. Gene Ontology annotation, molecular function: hydrolase activity, acting on ester bonds. The transcript is spliced from 5 exons. Lineage: Eukaryota; Viridiplantae; Streptophyta; Magnoliopsida; Solanales; Convolvulaceae.